Messenger RNA from Pyrus x bretschneideri (Chinese white pear), 915 nucleotides. Its product is annotated as autophagy-related protein 8i-like. Gene Ontology annotation, biological process: cellular response to nitrogen starvation. Bases 362 to 718 code for a protein of 118 amino acids. The transcript is spliced from 5 exons. The record is from RefSeq and is a predicted model, not a curated record. NCBI's taxonomy places the organism in Eukaryota, Viridiplantae, Streptophyta, Magnoliopsida, Rosales, Rosaceae.
CUUCGGGAUCGGGAUGAAUCCGGCCCACUAAAACCGGCAGACUGCAUAAAAUGCCUAAAAUCUCGGCCCAAAAACGACCGAGCAACGUAUCGGUUGUUGAGAAGAGGAACGCCGAAGCUUAAAGCAACGGAAAACGACUUGUGAGGUGCGUUUGUGAGCGGUGUACGUAACACUCGGAGCUUUCUCCUCUUCGACACGUCUUUCUCUCUCUUCUCUCUCUCUAAACUUUUUCUAUAAAAUUGGAAGAAAAAGAGUCCCAAAGUUUUGCUUUGAUUGAUUCGUUUCAGACUUCUCUCAAAUUCUCUCUCCACUCUCUCUCUCUCUCUCUCUCUCAAUCGCAAGGAAAAAAGGUUCAAGCUUUAUGGGAAAGAUCCAGUCCUUCAAGCAGGAGUUCUCAUUCGAUGAACGAGUUGAAGAAUCGAAACAUAUAAUUUCGAAAUACCCAGAUCGAGUUCCCGUGAUUCUUGAAAGAUAUUCCAGGACAGACCUGCCGGAAAUGGAAAAGAAAAAAUUCCUGGUUCCUAGAGAUAUGUCUGUCGGGCAGUUUAUCCAUAUCUUAAGCAGCAGGCUUCACUUGACUCCGGGGAAAGCUCUUUUUGUUUUUGUGAAUAACACUUUACCUCAAACAGCCAGUCGCGUGGAUUCCAUCUAUGAAACUUACAAGGAGGAUGACGGUUUCCUGUAUAUGUGUUACAGCAGCGAGAAAACCUUUGGUUAGCCUUGCCAUCUCCUCCCCUAAUCAUCUAAUCGCCUUGUCCAUCUCAGUGACUUGUAAGUAUUCAUUGUUAACUUGUUGUCAAUCCGAACGGGCCCGUGAGGCGUGCUUCACUCUGUAUGAUCAUGUUCGUUGUAUAUUUGAUUCAUUGUGAAUUCUGUGAAGUUCGUACUUUUAAUAAUGCAACAUUUACCAAUUCA